Colletotrichum phormii is the source of this 2613-nucleotide messenger RNA. Its product is annotated as OPT oligopeptide transporter. Gene Ontology annotation, cellular component: plasma membrane. Lineage: Eukaryota; Fungi; Ascomycota; Sordariomycetes; Glomerellales; Glomerellaceae. Gene Ontology annotation, biological process: transmembrane transport. The transcript has 11 exons. Gene Ontology annotation, molecular function: oligopeptide transmembrane transporter activity. The record is from RefSeq and is a predicted model, not a curated record. Bases 1 to 2613 code for a protein of 870 amino acids.
AUGGCGAACGACGAGAAGAACGACCCGUCGGUCUCCCCCAUUGAUAUCGGGAGGGAUCAGGGCGUCCUGACUGACGAGAAACUUGCUGCUCUCCACCGUCUUAACUCUGAGGAAGAAGCUUUUGAAGCCCAUCUUAAUGUUACCGAGGAUGAUCUCAUCGAGGCCAAGGCCGUCGCUGCCACCCUCUCCUUGGAAGGAGUGCGCAAGAUGAUGGAGACUGUCCUGAGGAUUCACAACCGAGACCCGAACUUUCCUCACAGCGUUCUCAUGAAGAUCCAUGAAUUCCUUGACAAUCAGGAUGUUUUUGAGAGACCCGAGAAGCACGAGCAACUGAUUUGGGAGAUGAAGCUUGAGGCUGCUUUGAUCACCAACAACAGCCCCUACGCGGAGGUGCGAGCUGUCGUCGACAAUAAGGACGACCCUUCUCUUCCGUGCGGAACGAUUCGAGCGUGGACUAUUGGCGUCUUCUUCUCGGUCUUCUUGGCCUUCAUCAACCAGCUAUUCAGUAUCCGUCAGCCCCUCAUCAGUAUCGAAUCCAACGUCGCUCAGCUUCUCGCCUUCCCCCUCGGUAAGGCAUGGGAGAAGUUCAUGCCGAACACCAUUUUCUCCGUCUUUGGUUACGAAAUCCCCCUCAACCCAGGCCGCUUCAACAAGAAGGAGCACAUGCUUAUUGCCAUUAUGGCCAAUACUGCAAAGAGUCUGCCGUACACCCAGUACAUUGUCUGGACUCAGGUCUUGCCGCAAUACUUCAACCAGCCGUACGCCAAGAGCUUCGCCUAUCAGAUCCUGAUUGCGCUCUCUACCAACUUCAUUGGCUACGGUCUCGCUGGACUCACUCGCCGAUUCAUCGUGUACCCUUCGUACUGCGUGUGGCCGGCGUCUCUCGUCACCAUUGCCCUCAACUCGGCGCUACACAACGAGAACAACAUUGCAGUGCCGGGACCUUUCAAGAGACUGUAUGCGAUGACUCGAUACAAGUUCUUCCUGUGGUCCUUUGCCGCAAUGUUUGUUUACUUCUGGUUCCCGAACUACAUCUUUGAAGUCCUCACCUUCUUCAGCUGGAUGACUUGGAUCUCGCCCGACAACCACAACUUGGAGAUUUUGACAGGUUUCCGUAACGGUUUGGGAAUGUUCAACCCCUGGCCUACCUUUGACUGGAACGUCAUGCUUUUCGACAGUGUCGAUCCCUUGAUGGUUCCUGCCUUUUCCACCUUCAACCGCACUCUCGGCAUGUGGUUGCUCGGAUUCGUGAUCAUGGGUCUCUACUACACAAACGCGUGGAACACUGCCUACCUCCCGAUCAACUCAAACCGUGUCUUUGACCACUUCGGCAAUCUCUAUAAUGUCUCCCGCGCUCUCGACGACCGUGGCAUGUAUGACCAUGAGAAGUACAUGAACUAUUCGGCCGCUUACCUCGCAGCCGCCAACACCAUGGUCUAUGGCGCAUUCUUUGCCCUCUACGCUGCUGCCGUCACCCACGUUGCAAUUUUCCACCGCUACGAGAUCGUGAUGGGCUUCAAGAACAUGUGGGCCAGCAUUCGCCGCCAAAAGAAGACCGUUACCGAGGGCGAGGAGACUGGCGAGUACAAGGACGUCCACAACCGUCUCAUGGCUUCUUACCCUGAAGUUUCCGAGUGGUGGUAUCUGGGCACGCUCAUCGUCGCUGCAGGCCUCGGCUUUGCAGGUGUCGCGGCAUGGCCUACUUACACUACGCCGGGCGUUGUCCCCUAUGGUAUCUUCUUGGCCGUCGUCUUCGUCAUCCCCAUCGGAAUUAUCAAGGCCAUGACAGGUAUUGAGGUUACCCUCAAUGUUCUGGCCGAGUUCAUCGGUGGUAUGUGGGUACAGGGCAAUGCUUUGGCCAUGAACUUCUUCAAGUCCUUCGGUUACGUGACGUGCGCUCACGCCGUCCACUUCGCAAACGAUUUGAAGGUGGCUCACUACCUCAAGAUCCCUCCCCGUCAGACCUUUGCCUGCCAGAUGGUUGCCACUCUCAUUUCCACAUUCGUCUGCACGGGUGUCAUGAACUUUCAAAUCAACAUCCCCAACGUCUGCACUCCCGACGCUCCUAUGCGUUUCUUCUGCCCCGGACCCAACACCUUCUUCACCGCUGCCGUGCUCUGGGGUACUAUUGGACCUAUCAAGGUCUUCGGUCACCAGGGACAGUACAACUACCUCCUGCUCGGCUUCCCCUUGGGCAUCAUUCUGCCGGUCCUGUUCUACUACUUAAUCAAGUUCUACCCCAAGAACCGCUACCUCCGCCAGUUCCACCCCGUUGCUCUCUUCUACGGAGGCAUCAACUGGGCUCCGUACAGCUUCUCAUACGCCUGGCCCGCCGUCCCCAUCGCCUGGUUGUCCUGGAUCUACGUCCGAAGCCGCUACUUGGCUUUCUGGUCCAAGUACAACUUUGUCCUGUCGGCCUCGUUCUCAGCCGGCAUUGCACUCUCGGGCAUCCUCAUGCUCUUCACUGUGCAGUGGCUCGGUGCCGAGGUCAACUGGUGGGGCACCACCCAGAUCGGCGCCGGCUGCGAGGGUUCCGCGUGUACCCUCAAGUCCCUGGCCGAGGGCGAGCGGUUCUACCCUUGGUGGAACCCCUCCCAGGUCCCCACUCCCUAA